Molecule: messenger RNA, 3358 nt
Organism: Rhincodon typus (whale shark)
Lineage: Eukaryota; Metazoa; Chordata; Chondrichthyes; Orectolobiformes; Rhincodontidae
Gene: atp8b1
Product: ATPase phospholipid transporting 8B1
Exons: 24
Coding region: 419-3358 (979 amino acids)
Biological process (GO): phospholipid translocation; Golgi organization
Cellular component (GO): plasma membrane
Molecular function (GO): ATP hydrolysis activity; ATP binding; ATPase-coupled intramembrane lipid carrier activity
Source: RefSeq, a predicted model, not a curated record
UAGUCCCAUCCCAGGCGAACAGGAGUAGGAAGUGUUGUUACUUCUGUUUCCUUGGUCAAAAGAUGUCAUAAAUGUUUGCUUUUGCAUUCGGGGGAGGGAGAGAGAGAAAAAAAAGUUGAAGAACUUGUUUGGCAAGGUGAUUGUAUGAAAAGAAGCCAUUAUUACUGAAAGCCAAUCUUUCAGGUGGAGCACCUAAACAGAGAGGACAUAUUUAACUUGUUAGGAACUCUGAUUCUCCAGCAUCUGCCGUUCCUACUAUGUCUGAAGGAUUCAACCACCUGGAUAAGACAUGACUGCCUUUCUAGCGAAGAUCGUGAAGGAAGAAUCUUAACUUGUUCUGUCAAGGUGAUCAUACAGACUCACAGUUUGUUUUAGGUAUCUUUGAAAGAACCUGAAGUCAGAAUCAGAAACCUGUAGGAUGAUGAGUACUGACAGAAUCUCCAGCCUUGAUGAUGACGAUGACAGGAGAUUUGAUGAUGUGGUGCCAUAUAGCGAUGAUGAGACGGACAAUGAAUUAGAUAGUUCUACUGAAAGGUUGGACGAUACAGAGCAAAACUGCAUCAACCAACAGACCGAGGAGAGAUGGCAACCAAAGAGUGAAUACACAUGGAAAGUCAAAGCAAAUGACAGAAACUUUAACAAUCAAUUCACAAUUACAAAGUAUGGUUGCAUUAAAACAAGCAAAUAUUCAGGGAAUGCCAUCCGGACGUACAAGUACAAUGUUGUUACUUUUUUACCACGUAACCUGAUGGAACAAUUUAAAAGAGCAGCCAAUGCCUACUUUUUGAUUCUUCUCAUCCUUCAAGCCAUUCCUCAGAUCUCAACCUUGGCUUGGUACACUACAUUGGUGCCUUUGGUGGUGGUGCUGGGAAUAACAGCAGUAAAGGAUCUUGUUGACGAUAUUGCAAGACACAAGAUGGACAGAAUUGUUAAUAAUCGGAAAUGUGAAGUCCUUCAGGAUGGCAGGUUUAAAACAACAAAGUGGAAGGACAUAGAAGUUGGAGAUGUUGUAUGCCUACACAAAGAUGAUUUUAUUCCAGCUGAUAUACUACUGUUGUCCAGUUCAGAGCCCAACAGUCUUUGUUACGUGGAAACAGCUGAACUUGAUGGAGAAACUAACCUGAAGUUUAAAAUGUCAUUAGAAGUUACAGACAAACUGCUGAAGAAAGAAAAGGAUCUGGAAUCUUUUGAUGGUUUAGUAGAAUGUGAAGAGCCAAACAAUCGGCUGGACAAAUUUACCGGGACCUUGUUCUGGAGAAACCAGAGUUAUCCUCUUGAUGUGAACACAAUCCUGCUGCGUGGCUGCACUGUCCGCAAUACAGAGAUUACGCAUGGAAUUGUCAUAUUUGCAGGUGCUGACACCAAAAUCAUGAGGAAUGGUGGAAAAACAAACUUCAAAAGAACCAAAAUUGACCAACUCAUGAAUUACAUAGUUUAUCUGAUCUUUCUGUUCCUCAUUCUUCUGUCAGCUGGUCUUGCUAUUGGGCACACAUUCUGGGAAAGUGAAAUUGGCAAUGCCACCCGAUCCUGGUACCUUUAUGAUGGCGAAGAUGAUCCACCUUCCUACAGAGGUUUCAUUGCCUUCUGGGGUUAUAUCAUUGUUAUGAACACUCUAGUCCCCAUAUCACUUUAUGUAAGUGUUGAAGUGAUUCGCAUGGGUCAAAGCUACUUCAUUAACUGGGAUCUCCAAAUGUAUUAUGCUGAAAAGGACACUCCAGCCAAAGCACGCACAACAACACUGACUGAGCAGCUUGGACAGAUAGAGUACAUCUUCUCUGACAAGACAGGAACUCUUACACAGAAUAUCAUGGCAUUUAAGAAGUGUAGCAUCGGUGGCACUACAUAUGGUGAGUUGUGUAAUGCUGCGGGAGACAGGACAGACCGAGUAGAGCUUGUUGACUUCAGCUGGAACAGCUAUGCUGAUGGGAACCUCAAAUUUUAUGACCAUUACCUACCUCAACUUAUUCGCUCAGGAAAAGAUCCUGCAACACGGGAAUUUUUUAAAAUUCUUGCACUCUGUCAUACUGUGAUGGUGGAAGAUAAUAGUGGACAAAUUGUAUAUCAAGCAGCCUCUCCAGAUGAAGGAGCCCUCGUUACUGCAGCCAGGAAUUUUGGGUUUGUCUUUCUUUCACGUACUCAAAAUGCCAUCACAAUAAGUGAACUUGACAUAACAAGGACCUAUCAAGUGCUUGCCAUUUUAGACUUCAACAGUGACCGGAAACGAAUGUCCAUCAUUUUGAGGACACCAGAGGGUCAAAUCAAACUCUAUUGUAAAGGUGCUGAUGUUGUGAUAUAUGAGAGAUUAGAUCCCAACAGUCUUAAUCAUGAGGCCACUGAAGAAGCUUUAACGGCAUUUGCAGAUGAAACACUCAGAACUUUGUGUCUAGCAUACAAAGAUAUUAGUGAAGCAGAGUUUGCAGUGUGGAAUAAAAGAUUUCAAGCAGCCAGUGUUUCCACAAACAACCGUGAUGAAGCACUUAGCAGAGUCUAUGAAGAAAUUGAAACAAAUUUGUUGCUUGUUGGAGCAACGGCUAUAGAGGAUAAACUGCAGGAUGGUGUUUCAGAGACAAUUGAAACCCUUAAAAAAGGCAAUAUUAAAAUCUGGGUAUUAACAGGGGACAAAAAAGAAACUGCCGAAAACAUUGGCUUUUCCUGCAAUUUACUAACCAAUGACAUGACUAUUUAUCAUGGAGAAGCUAUCAAUGACCUGUUAAACACCAUGCAAAAAAACAGGGCAAACAUGGCAGAAGGACAAACAAACGCAAGCACUUAUGAGAACAACAUCUUCCCUCAAGAUGUAAAACCCGCAAUGAUCAUUACUGGUUCCUGGUUGAAUGAAAUUCUCAGAGAGAAGAAAAGAAGGAAAAACAAAUGGUUUCGGCGGCCAAAAACAGAGGAUGAGAAGAAGAUGCAGAUGGAAAAAGAUCAGAAAGAUGAAGCUGCCAAAGAAAAGCGACAGAAAGACUUUGUGGAUUUAGCCUGCCUGUGCACUGCUGUGGUCUGCUGUCGUGUAACCCCUAAACAGAAAGCCAUGGUGGUGAACUUGGUUAAAAAAUACAAGAAAGCCAUUACCCUGGCAAUUGGAGAUGGUGCCAAUGAUGUUAAUAUGAUUAAAACUGCUCAUAUUGGUGUGGGAAUCAGCGGCCAGGAAGGCAUGCAGGCUGUCAUGUCGAGUGACUAUGCUUUUGGGCAGUUUCGUUUUCUGAAGCGAUUACUCCUGGUGCAUGGGAGAUGGUCGUACAUCCGAAUGUGCAAGUUUUUAACGUACUUCUUCUACAAAAACUUUGCCUUUACACUGGUUCAUUUUUGGUACUCCUUUUUCAAUGGAUUUUCUGCACAGGUAAGCACAAUUAUUUAA